Messenger RNA from Aphanomyces invadans, 1102 nucleotides. RefSeq lists its product as hypothetical. Lineage: Eukaryota; Oomycota; Saprolegniomycetes; Saprolegniales; Verrucalvaceae. The record is from RefSeq and is a predicted model, not a curated record. The transcript has a single exon. Bases 55 to 723 code for a protein of 222 amino acids.
GAAGAUCGCAAUGUCACGCCAAGGCCAUUCCUGAUAUCACCAGCAACUGCCCCGAUGAACAACUCCAACAAUGUAGCUGCCUAUGAUGCUCCGCAGACGCUCACCAUCCUCGAGUCGAUCGCAACGUCAAACUUUGGCACGAGCGACCUGAUGAAUGCAGCCAAGUACCUUCGACACCCAGUGUCAGCCGUGCUGGAAGUUGGUCCUGGAUCGGGUCGAUGCCUCGACUACUUCUUGCAACUGGAUUCAGCGCCUGAAGUGAUUGUUGGCAUCGAAGUUAGCUCUGUCUUGGUGAAUCACUUGACAACCAAGUACAGAGAGGACAAGCGUGUGUCCAUUGUACUCGGAUCUGUUCUGGACGACACUGUCCUCGCAAGGAGCAACAACAAGUUUGACGCUGUCCUCGUCAUGUGGUCCACACUCAUGGAGUUCUCCCCCGCGGAGCAGCAGCGCAUCUUCCUUCGUUGUGCCCAAUGGCUUACCUCAGGUGGACUUCUGCUCGUGGACGUGUCGAACCCUGGGAACCGCGGCCAUGUCACGCUUGUGCACAGUCAGCCAAUCUCCUACGAUGUGCCGAUGGGAGGUCAGCUGCAUGUGUAUCUGCCUAGUCCGGAGGAAAUGGCUGCAUAUGCACAAGCUGCGAACCUGAAGUCCAUCGCGGUGGAAGACUGGACCCCUCCGAACAACGUCGUGCGCAGGCUGUAUGUGUUUGAAAAGCCAUAAGCGUGACGAAUGUAUUACUCAUUCUUCGCCCGACGAGUCGGAGCUUGACUCCGAGUUCUGAUCUCCAUUGUUGUCUUCGUCGUUCCUUUUGUCUGAGUUGCUAUCUUUGGUUUUUUCUUCUGUCGCGUUGUUGCGAGGAGGUGCAGUGGUGGUCCGUGCAACGUCACAUGCAGCCCCAAUGCCAAGGCCACGCCCCUGCAACCGUGCGUGGUAUCUCUGCAACUGCUCCUUGGCCCGUUGAAUCUCACAGUCUGUCUCUCGGAUAGACAUCAACAGGCCCAAAUUAGUCUUCAUGAGCUGCGAGUUCACGCUCCGGGCAUUGUUCAGCACCUUCAGUAGGGAUCCAUCGUCCAUCACACACCACGCCGAUAACGCAAAU